Messenger RNA from Phycomyces blakesleeanus NRRL 1555(-), 7668 nucleotides. RefSeq lists its product as hypothetical. NCBI's taxonomy places the organism in Eukaryota, Fungi, Mucoromycota, Mucoromycetes, Mucorales, Phycomycetaceae. The coding region runs from base 1 to 7668 and encodes 2555 amino acids. The record is from RefSeq and is a predicted model, not a curated record. Gene Ontology annotation, molecular function: protein binding. The transcript has 19 exons.
AUGUCAGGCAAUUACCCAAACAAUCGUAUAAGAGAAACCAUCAUCAAUAUAACUAAUCAGCAAUCAUUGCCUUAUUCUGACGGAGAAAAUGAGCUACAAGGAGAAAUGCCGGCACCUCCACUGUCGUCAAAACGCAAUAACCAGGCACAAACAUCUCCAAAAGUUGAGGAGAUUCGCAAAAUGAUUCGGCACAUAUUGACCAAGCUUGGGAAACGAAAGCGACCUGCACCUUCAAUCGCUCAUCUAGGCGAGCAGUUACGAUCUAACAAUGUCUCGACCCAGUUUGAAAACGAAGAUACAGUAGAGUUGCUUUUUCGAUUGAGAGAGGUGCUUUUACUUUGUCAAGACAUGGAUGAAAAACUAGGUAUUCAGAUACUUACCCAAAGGUUAAUAGGAUAUAGAAAACAAAACUCAAUGGCUCUGCUGAGUAGUGAACGAACACCAAGCAACUCUCCAGCAUCCUCGAGAUCAAAUUCCCCAGUCCCUUCACCAAAGUCUGCCGUGCCCUCUCGAUCGUUUGAGGCAUCACCCACAAAUGCACAUAACUCUACUAUAAAAAAAGAAUCAAGAGUUGAUUUUGAAAAGAUCCUUUUUCUUCUUGACGAAUUAGUCAUCAAUGACUGUCGCUAUAAAUCGGCAAACCCUAAACCAACCCAACCACCAUAUAUGAUGCAGUCAGUGCUUGUGGAUAUUGCAAUAAUUCUGGUUAAUAUUCGCUCAGACUCAGUGGGCUUAUAUAACAUUGGUGCAACCAUGCUUCCUGCAUUUGAGACAUUUAACGAUGGUGCCCUGGCUGGAAAGCUUUUGUCAUUUUUCAUUGACAUAUUACUUCCAAAGUUAAUGGCCUGUAAAGAAGAGUCAAAGUCACGCGGGGACAGGUUUCCAUCGCGCAGAAAGCAGCAACCUUCUACUUAUAAUAGUGUUACAGUCCCAUCCACAAAACAUCAACACACCCAAAGCGUAACACCUACGAUUAACAUUCAAAGUGCCGACGUGGAAGAUAAUACCGACAAAGAGCAUACCCAACCUGUCCGAUCAUCUAAUCUAACUAUCGAUACUCGUCUAUCCCAAUCCCAAACCCAGUCCCCUAUGAACCCACGUUCUCCCGGAGGACCGCCACGAUCUCCUGCAAUACAAAGCCAAUACAGUCACCAACAACUUAUGGAAACACACCAUGCCUACGCAUUAUUUACACCUUUACUCUUUUUCAUGAUCCAAUACCUUAACCCAUAUCUUUCAUCCUCUCGCGCCGGUACACAAACCAAUUUAUCGGCCGCGAUUUCUCGCCAGUCUUCUUCUAUCAACAAUUUUCAUUGUGCUCUACGUUUCAUGAUUGCUACAAAACCUGAUUUGUAUUUCGAUAUCCUUGACGUUAUUUCCCAUAGUACCCCGGAGGUCAAGUUUCGAGCAUGUCAGGUUCUGUUCCAUUAUUACAAUAUCGGUGUCGGCCAUGUCUCCGUAGCAGAGCCACUUCCAAAACUAGGCAUCGUGGAAGAAAUUGCUAUCCUAGAAAGAAACAGAAAACGACAAGAAUUUGAGAGCAUUAGACAACAAGAGCAACAACAGUCAGACCCUACCUUCUUGGAGACAAUGAUCGGCACAAAUGUCGCUGGAAUAAACCGAAAAUACCGCAACGGAGCCGGUGGAAAUACAAGGUCCCCACAGCUAAACCACAGAGGAAGUGGCACAUCAGACUCUAACGAUGAUGACUACAAUGAUGAUUUUCAUGUUUGGUACCCUCAUAUGUUCACAAAACCUUACAGCCAAACAGAAUCUGGGGAACAAAGUACUCAGCAAAUUCCAAAUGCUACAUAUAUUCCUGAUUCUGGAGUAAUAGAUUAUGCAAACGGGUCUUAUUGUAAUGAAUGCUACAAAGAAAUGGAAGAUUAUGGACUGAGGUGCUACCAAUGCAAAUGCAAUGUUCACUACAAUUGCUUCAACCAACGUAUGGCAACCAAUGAUCUCGACAUAAUGCUUUAUGUUAAAGAAGGCGGGGUGCAAAAGGUUGUCAGCCCUCAGUUCUGUCAUAUUCCACCACAACCUCGCUUCUCACAUCUGCAUGGCAAUGAACAUGGAGGAUAUGGUGUGUGUGCAGCGCAGGUGGAUAUAUUUGGUCAUCAUUUUCAUCUUGUCAACUUGUAUACUAUUAUGCUAUGUGCUUCUUGCGUGCUUCCAUUGUGGGGAAUUUCACAGCAGGGCUAUCGAUGUUCAACAUGCAACCGUUUUAUUCAUCCAGAAUGCCUAGCACAGGCCAAGAGAGAUAGAAAUACGAAUAACCAACACUCAAUACUCCAUACUUGUCAACCUUAUAAGUCACUCCUGGAAAGCGAUACAAAGAUCACACAGAAAGAACUUUCCAAACAAUUGUUUUCAUUUUAUGGUAACCUUGUUCCUAAAGGAGAGAAUGAACUAAUGGGCCGAAGCUUUGAAGAAGUGGGAACCGUGUUGAAUGUUUUACUACUACAAGAGAACAUACUUCAUUGCGGAGUCGCUGCUGGAUGCUUGUUGGUAUGCUACUUGUCGGAUGAUCCACUCACGUCAAACACAAGAGAUAGCGGGGCUCUCACCUUUGCUCAGCCAUGCCCUGCCUUACGACGGGGCAUCGAAUUAUGCAUAACAUAUCUUGAAUCAGGAAGCUGCAAAGGAUCUUCCUUUCUCAGUGAUUUCUACAGCAACAGACAUCACAGCCUUGGAGAGUGGAUGUUGAGUAAAGAGGAUUAUUUGUCCCAUCUUGCUGCCAUGAUGAAGUCGUUAGCCAAGUCUUCUAAUGAAGGAACGAUCCAGUCUGUGAUCCAAACCGCUUCAGAGGUCAAACGCAGAUCAGCAGGAGAUGCCCGAGGAUUCCUUCAAGUCGUUCCAAAUCCAUUCACAGAACGUUGGAAUGAUGAUGAUGACUUUGAUGACGAAUCUUGCCUACCUCAAGAAAUUAUGGAACGAUCUGCUAUGUUAGCUUGGCUUAUGGAGAACCUGCACUUGAAAAGCAAAAAGACCGGGGAGAUUAUGCUACAGCACAUGUGUAAUCUUGGUCUCUUUGAACGAAAGGAUGCAGCACCUAUCCUUUUCACUUCUGACACCACUGCCACCGGAUCUUUUUUGCAAAGCCCCCACUCUUUACCACUGUCAUCUGAAAAUGAACCUGUUCAAUGUGUUUUUCCAGUACCAUUUGCAAUAGACUGCUCACCAACAGUCGAAACAUUGAUUAACAGCAUAGAAGCAUGUUUUGAUGAUAUUGAUAUCACACUGAAUGAGUGUGGCAUGCUUCUUCUGGUCCGACGUUGUUGGCCUGAUCCGUUCAUGUCACGUUACACAACCGAUAGACUUAUCCACGCAAUUUUAACUUGGAUAUUUCAAGAAGACGAAAAACUGUCAACAUUACAUGCUCAAUAUAUAUCCAAUAAGCACCAGAUUCCUGGUGUCCGGCAGAACAGGUAUACACACGCAGCUCAACUGGCUCUUCUAUCAAGGACAAGAGGAUUGGCAGGAGAGAAACAGCGCCAAAGCAUCGCCUUUGGUACGACAGCUGGAAUGAGUAACGGUACUGGAAGUGCGUAUGUAACCAUACGCACAGCCCUAAGAGAUCGAUAUGUCUUCCCUUGGUUAGCAGCAGUACAUUCUAUGGAUCCAAGUAUGUAUGCAUCGAUACUAUCUGAUACUAUUGAACGAAUUGUGGACGGAAGACGAGAAGAGUGCAUGAUUCCCGAGUGGAUGGAACAACAAAACCACAAGAAAACCACAUCUCGAAGAUAUGAUGAAUACAUGGGGUACAUAUUGAAACUAAAGCUUGGUGGUUUAACCUUCAGCAGUCAAGAUUAUAUGCUUGAAAGAUGGCUUAAUAAGGCAUACGACGACUUUGAAGCCACAGGAGUAUUAAAGGAUAAUGAGCCUGUCGAUGUAUCUAAUCUUGCCAGGCUCUGCUCAACGAAAAACGUAGCAUCGAAAUAUUCUGCAGCACCAUCUGUAGUAUCAGACUCAACCCAUCCCUACGAUACAAUCACGAAUCUGUUUGAAACAAAAGAUAUUGAAAGUAUUGAUCAAGGCAUUCGCUGGCUGACUCUUUUCAUGCAUUCUGGGUUUGUUACACUACUAAUUGGAAUAUCUUCAGAAGCUUUAUCAAAAAUAUCAAGAUUAUUGAUCGCAGCCGGUGCAUCUAUCAGAACACUCGCAGAAUUCCUUAAGCUAGUUUGGUUCCAAGCUGUUAAUGUACUCAAGAUUACUACGUCUCGUGCUGCCAUUAUUGACAUUGUUGGAUACAUUAAUGAAAAAACAUCGGGAUCACUAUUUUCUCUCAAUGAGACUCCAAAUUUACCAACUGAACGUUUGGCCAGUACACAAAAAUUUGUAAAAUAUUCUGUAGUACUGACAUGCUUUGCUUACAAUUGUCCAUUGGCCAAUAUUACUGAGCUUGAUAUUGUUCCAUACUUUGGGGACCAUGUUGCCAGAGUAAUGCGGACAAAACGUGCUUCUCUUGACAAAGAUAAUACUUCCCCAAUGCGUGCAGAUGAGAACACUCCUAUAAUUCGCUGUAUGAUUAAGUAUCUUCGAUACGACCAAAUUAAUGUUCGUACAGAUGUAAUCAAGAUGUUCUACGCUUUAAUAUACUGGGGAUUUGGAAUAAGUAAUAAAUCGGAUUUUGCUACCAAAUGCAUGUCAGCCCUUAUACCAGCGAUUUGGGAAAUGUUGCCUCCGAACCACGAUCAUAUUAGUGACAUAAAUCUUAACUUACUGAUGAAACUUCUCAGUAUAGACGUACGUUACUUCCAGGCGUGCGUUUAUGAGAUAUUUGAAGACUCGAACUGGGAAGUCAGAUAUAAAGGACUGGAUCAUCUUUAUGGACUAUUCACAAAAAUGGAUUAUGCUUUCCAGACAAAGUGGUUACAAAUGUUGACACAUCUUGGCCCUGUAUUCAGUUAUUUCGUUGGGUGUUUAUGGGACAAAGAAGAAAAUGUUCGCUCAAAGACCUUUGCGCUCAUUCGUACUUUCGGUACAUUGCAUCUUCGCUCAGCAUUCUGGUGCUGGGAGGCAUAUUUUAUGGCAGCAUCAGACCGCCAAAAAAUACCCUUGGUUAGCCUCAUGAUAAAUCUUCAUGCUAUAUUCCCAGAGUGGCAGGUCCUACAAUGGGAGGCACUACUUGGUGCUCUUGAGAUGAAGCGGUCCGAUAAAUCCGAUACCCGAUCCCUGGAUAUUUUGGAUCAUUACAUGCGCUCAGACCACAGCACAAAAGAUAAAGAUCAUGAUGAUUCUGCUUCUGAGAUUGCUGCCGACUCAGAAAAUUCAAAAGUUCUUAUGCUUUCUCUUGCACUUCAGAUGCUGAGUAAUCAUAUAAGCAUUACCCCUACACAAAUAUCCAGGUUUAAACUAAUUUUGGUUGAGCAAAUGGGAUUUAAUAACUGUCGCCGGUUCGAAAACGCUGCAGAUGAGUACGUGGUUACAUUUGGAGAAUUUUGCUAUGAUCCAAAAGAUCCGUCUCAAGAUGCCAUGAUGAUAUCAACCUCUCGUGGUUUGAAGAAGGUUAUGGAUAGUUUUUCACCACUUCCGGCUGAAACAGUAGCAUCGAUGCCGUCUGAUGUCUUGGAGCAAAAUAGACUAAAAUUGACCGAAAACAGUAGCCCAGGCAUUCAUUUCAUUGAUGUGGUGUUGAAAAUGUUCAACUCUUCUGUUGACUUGACAAAGGUCAGCCAUAUAAUUGUAAAAGCAUGGCUUGAAAUAAUCCUGAUAGUCGUCUACAAGCAUAACAUUUUAGUACACGAAUAUGAGCUCAGUGUCGUGAACUGCAUGAAACAAAUCAUCGAACUUUUAAUCAAGGAAAUAAGCGAAGAAAACAAGCUAUUGAUUCUUGAGAUUUUAAAGUGUCUUCUUCGACGAUCGGAUCAUUUGACUGCCAUGAUUCUUCUAAAGCAAAUUAUGGCUUUAGGAAAGCUUAUGACAAAGCUUGGUGGAAAGGUCACUGAACCAGUGUAUCUUAAGGCAAAACAAUUCUUAAAAGGGGCCUUUCUCCGCUUUGCGGGCGCUGGAUUGUUUAACCGAACAGUACAGGAUUCUGGUAACCGGGAUGUAGACCUCUUCUAUAUACUUCGCACUAUAAUUGAUCCCGAAGAUGUUGUUCCUGACGAAGACAUGAGAGAGGUUAUAUAUCUUCGUGAUCAGCCAGUUCGUGAUGUUUUGGAUAAACUGAUGAAACAGCAAAUGGAAAGAAGUUCGUUUUCAACGGUAUUGUAUAAUAUGUGUCGAUACGUUGAAACCGUUCAUUCACACCCAUACUCGGAGACCAUAUUAAAUGAUUACGCGGGAUUUCUCACAACACUUGUUAAGCACACUUCUGGGUGGAGGCGCUCAGAGUGGAACAUUAACCCUGUUCUUACAAUGUCUGCAAUAUUUCUUAAAGAACAUCCUUAUCAUUUUUCGAUUUUGCUUGCGCCCAUCCAGAUCUUAUUCAAGCAUGGAAUUGCACAUUGUGAUUUAGAGGCUGAGAGCGUUGUUAAACUCAUGGCAGCUUAUUCUGCUAUUUCUUCCAUUCCUGGCACACAGCCACAGAAUGUAUUUGCAGAAACGAUAAUUGAAGAAGUUAAAGCAGGAAUGAACAAUCGGCUUAGACUCAAUAGAACCACAUUAAUGACCUUGUUACAGCUUAUUUUGUGGGAUAACGACAAAGAAGGAAAAACUUGGUACACCUCUAUAGAAAAUGAAUUUUUAGGAGAAAUGGCUCAUGGGCGACAACGGAACCACUACUUUAAGGACAAGCUGCCAUUUAUCUUGGACCCUGUCGUGAACUUUAUAAAAUCACAGGUUGUGGUUUCUCCAUUUACAGAAAAUGAUUUCCGAACCUACAAUACAGCAUCUCAAAUAUUAGUUCUCUUGUGCAGAGAGGAUCGGAAGUAUCUCAGUCGAGCACUUGCAUUACAAAGGCUUGAUGAAACCCGGUAUUGCUUAAGGUUCCUCACUUGGUUUAUCCUUGCUUUAUUAUCUGACGGGGCAGAUGAAUGCCUCAAAGGGAUUCUCGAGUUUGAGGAUGUGUUUACCGACCUCUUAACCCAAACUUUAAACUCUGUUCAAGCUGCACUUGAUAGUACAGAAGCAAAUUUUGCAGAUAGUACAUCAAGCGAAGCACUGGCACUUUGUUUUCUUGUUCUCAAGAGCUGGCUUCUUUUAAGAUCACGCUCAAACAAUGUAUGUGUUAAUGUUGACGAAAAAGAGCAUGUUCAAUCAGACCCGUUGAUGUUGUGGAUGUCUGUUUGGCCAGCAUUGCGCCGGAUCCUGUAUGGUAUUGAAUCCUCAACCUUGUUUGUGCCCGGAAACUAUGGAUUGUCGAUAUGGUCUAUGUUCCUUUCCUUGUUACAAUUUCUUUUUGGGUGUCAUAGUAGCAUUGUUCUGAUUAAUGCCAACGAAUGGAGCAGUUUAUUGGAUACCCUUGUUACUCAGUUAUCGGUUACAAACGGAAUCGAUGAGCUGAUGAGUAGUUCCGUCGAAGAGACAUCCCCUCUCUAUGAAUUUAAAGGCAGAGUAACAAAAGUGCGCCAGAUGUUUGACGUUCCUCCUAUUGAGGUUCCUGCUGAUAUGUUAAUCGACCAAUUAUACCUUGUACUGCGUUCUGUUAUGCAAUCACAAGCCGAUAACCUUGCCUUUCCUGGUGCUACCAGAGUUAUGACAACAGCAAUGGGGUUGCCACAAUAA